ACUCCCCGCUUCCAAUGACGGCAAUUUUUUUAUCAUUUCCCUUUUAUUUUUUUUUCUUCCUACCGCAUUUAAUCCUGCAGCGAAGCAAGCUAACAAAAAUUCCUCACUAUAAAACGAUUCAUCAUCUCGUCGUUAUUCACAACAAUCUUAGUCUCGAUCUGCGUUGUCUCUUCUUGUUUUUCAUUCUGAAAGUCAAUCCAAAGCACCUGUUUUCAAUUUGGAUCGGUGAAAUUAGCCCUAAUUCUUGCGUUAAUUCGUCCUGUAAUCUUCUGUGUUUGGAUCGAAGAGAGAGGAAGAGAAAGGACAAAAAAGAAAAGAAGAAGAGGAAAUGCCUUCGUUGAGUAGAGAGCUGGUAUUUCUCAUUCUUCAGUUUCUUGAUGAAGAGAAAUAUAAAGAAACUGCUUAUAAAUUGGAGGAAGAGACAGGGUUUUUCUUCAAUAUGAGAUAUUUUGAGAAUUGUAUAACCAAUGGAGAAUGGGAAGAAGUUGAGAAGUACUUGUCUGGAUUCACAAAAUUUGAUGAUAAUCGAUAUUCUAUGAAGAUUUUCUUUGAGAUUCAAAAGCAAAAGUACCUCGAAGCACUUGACAAGCGUGAAAAAGGUAGAGCUUUGGAGAUUCUUGUGAAAGAUUUGAAAGUGUUUUCGACGUUUAAUGAAGAGCUUUAUAAGGAAAUUACGAUGCUAUUGACUUUGGAAAACUUUAGGGAGAAUGAGCAGCUAUCCAAGUAUGGAAAUACCAAGUCGGCUAGGGCUAUAAUGCUUGUUGAGCUCAAAAAAUUGAUCGAGGUAAAUCCAGUUUUCCGUGAUAAGCUUCAAUUCCCCACCUUAAAGAAUUCUAGGUUGAGGACACUAAUCAAUCAGAGUUUAAAUUGGCAGCACCAACUUUGCAAGAAUUCACGGCCUAACCCCGAAAUAAAAACCCUUUUUGUAGACCAUACUUGUGGUCCACCAAAUGGCGCUCGAGCUCCUUCGCCUGUAACCAAUCCUUUAAUGGGGUCCAUUCCUAAAGUUGGCGGUUUUCCUCUAAUAGGUGCUUGUGGUCCUUUUCAACCUGCAGCAGCUUCAGCCCCAGCACUACUUACAGCAUCUAUUGCAGGAUGGAUGGCUAAUCCAUCUUCUGUGGCGAAUCAAGCAGUUUCAGCUAGCCCUAUUGGUCUAUCUGCAUCUGGUACUGCAGCAUCUAUGGUAAAGCGCCCUAGGACUCCAACUAUUAACCUGGCAAUGGACUAUCAAACUGCAGAUUCUGAGAAUGUACUGAAGAGACCAAGACCCUUUGGAAUAUCUGAAGAGAUGAACAGUCUACCAGUCACAUAUCCUGGCCAGAGCCAUGCCCAUACAUUGUACUCUUCUGAUGAUUUGCCUAAGAGUGUCUUCGCAAAUAUAGAUCAGGGUUCAACUGUUAAGAGUAUGGAUUUCCAUCCUGUGCAGCAAACUUUGCUUCUUGUUGGAACAAACAUUGGUGAUAUUUCAAUCUGGGAGGUAGGGAGCCGAGAGAGGCUUGUGUCUAGAAACUUCAAAGUUUGGAAUCAUGGUGCAUGUUCAAUGACAUUGCAGGCAACCUUGGCUAGUGAGUGUACUGCUGCAGUGAAUCAGGUUAUCUGGAGUUCAGAUGGUGACCUUUUGGGUGUUGCUUAUUCCAAGCAUAUCGUGCAUGUAUAUUCGUAUCAUGGCAGUAAUGAUUUAAGGAGUCAUCUGGAGAUUGAAGCUCACAUUGGUAGUGUUAAUGAUCUUGCUUUCUCUCAACCAAACAAACAGUUAUGGGUCGUAACUUGUGGAGAUGACAAGACAAUUAAGGUGUGGGAUGCUGUUACUGGUAAUAGGCAGUUCACUUUUGAUGGUCAUGAAGGCCCUGUUUAUUCAGUGUGCCCACAUCAGAAGGAAAACAUUCCGUUCAUCUUUUCCACAGCCAUUGAUGGAAAAAUAAAAGCUUGGUUGUAUGAUAACUUGGGCUCAAGAGUUGAUUAUGAUGCACCUGGUCAUUCAUGCACAACAAUGGCUUACAGUACUGAUGGGACAAGGUUGUUCUCAUGUGGGAGUAAUAAAGAGGGGGAGUCACACAUUGUUGAAUGGAAUGAAAGUGAGGGUGCUGUCAAACGAACAUAUUGUGGUCUUGGAAAGCAGUCCGUGGGGAUUGUGCAGUUUGAUACAACCAGAAGUCGAUUCUUGGCUGCUGGUGAUGAGUUCCAAGUCAAAUUUUGGGACAUGGACAAUGUUAACCUCUUAACAGCCAUUAAUGCUGAUGGUGGAUUGGCGGCUUCUCCUUGUCUACGCUUUACUAAAAAUGGAAAUCUGCUUGCUGUCUCAACAAAUGACAAUGGAAUUAAAAUACUUGCCAAUUCUGAUGGGAUUCGGCUCUUGCGCUCCAUUGAAUCUUGUGCUCUUGAUGCCUCUAGAGUUGCUUCUGCAGCUGCUGCAAAGGGACCUAUAAUCAGCACAUUUGGUACUUCAAGUUCAACCACUGGAACAAGCAUUGCCGUUGCAGAUAGAAGUGCUCCAAUGACAGCUAAUGUUGGAUUGAAUGUGGACAGCCGCAAUUUGCCAGAUGUGAGACCAAGAGUUGCUGAUGAGUUGGAGAAAUCUAAGAUCUGGAAGCUGACUGAGAUACAUGAACCAUCUCAACUUCGUUCCUUGCGUCUUCCAGACAGCUUCAUGCCAAUUAGGCUUGUUAGAAUGAUAUAUACAAAUUCAGGAGGUGCCAUUCUAGCAUUGACUGAUAAUGCUGUACACAAAUUGUGGAAAUGGCAGAAGAAUGAGCAAAACCUUACUGGAAAGGCAACUAGUUCAUUACAACCACAGUUAUGGCAACCUUCUAGUGGAAUAAUGAUGACCAAUGAUAUACGUGAGACAAAUCAAGAAGAUGCUGUUCCGUGCUUCGCUCUCUCUAAGAAUGAUUCUUAUGUUUUAUCGGCAUCAGGGCGGAAAGUUUCCUUGUUUAAUUUGAUGACAUUCAAGACAAUGACAACAUUCAUGGCUCCACCACCUGCUGCAACUUUUCUUGCCUUCCAUCCAAAGGACAACAACUUUAUUGCCAUUGGCAUGGAUGACUCUUCAAUUCAGAUUUACAAUGUCCGGGUUGAUCAGGUCAAAAGCAAGCUGAGAGGUCAUCAGAAGAGAGUUACUGGCCUUGCAUUUUCUAAUGCUUUAAACGUUUUGGUAUCCUCUGGAGCUGAUGCGCAGCUCUGUGCGUGGAGCAUGGAUGGAUGGGAAAAGCUUUCCAGCAAAUUCUUACAGAUUCCUAGUAGUAAUGUGCCAGACCCUUUUGGACAGACCCGAGUUCAUUUUCACCAUGAUCAGAUACAUGUACUUGCUGUGCAUGGAUCACAGAUAGCCAUAUAUGAAGCUCCAAAACUAGAGUGCCUUAAGCAGUGGAUUCCCCAAGAGUCUAAUAGGUUAAUCACAGAUGCUGUGUAUUCAAGUGAUAGCCAGUCAAUCUAUGCAAGCUUUGGAGAUGGAAGUGUGUAUAUUUUCGUUGCCACAACCCUUCAAGUUCGUUGUCGGAUUAGUCUUGGUGCAUAUCUACCUUCAAAUCCUAGGGUAUACCCAGUAGUAGUUGCAGCACAUCCAUCCGAACCCAACCAGUUUGCACUUGGACUGACUGAUGGCGGAGUGCAUGUUCUGGAGCCACCAGAAGAGGGGUGGGGCUCCUUGCCUCCACCUGAAAUUGGUGCUGGACCUAGCAUCUCGGCAACAGGCGCCGGAUCUGAUCAACAGACCAGGAGGACCAAGUCGAAGCAGAGGCAGAGCAAAACCAGAAGAACAGAAAUGCAGCAACGAAGGGAUGAGCGAGACGCCACCAGCGCCAAAAGCACUCUACGGUUAUUAGAGAAUACGGUGAGAGAUAUAUUGGCCGACAGGAGGAGGCUGGUGGAGGUACCGUACACGGCGACGCUGGGUGACACCUUGAACGCAUUGGUGGCCAACAAGGUGGGGGCGGUGCCGGUGGCUGCACCUCCAGGGCAUUGGAUUGGGGCUGGUGGCACAAUGACCGUGGAGUCGGAUAAGCUGACUGGGGCUGUGAGGAAGCACUACAUAGGGAUGGUUACCAUGCUCGAUAUCGUGUCACACAUUGCUGAUGAUCGGACGGGUGGCGCUGAUCUUGAUAAGAAGAUGGUGGUGCCCGUAUCCUCGAUUAUAGGUCAGUCUCUCGAGGGACUUAGCCUCUGGACUCUCAAUCCAAACACAAGCCUUUUAGAGUGUAUGGAGCUGUUUAGCAAGGGAAUCCACCGUGCGUUGGUUCCCAUGGACAGCCAAAUGGAGAACGUCCAAGGAGUUGAACUUGUGGAGUCGGCAUCUAGCUAUAGGAUGCUCACACAAAUGGACUUACUGAAAUUCCUCAAGGACCAUGCCUCUGAACUGGAGGAUAUCAUAUCAAGCAGUGUAAAGGAAUUAGGUACCAUAAAUGAGAAUGUUUAUGCCAUUAACGAUCGUACCAAAGUGAUCGAAGGCAUCAAAUGCUUGAGGACUGCUUUGCUCAAUGCUGUUCCUAUAGUUCAGUCCUCUGAUGACAUUGAAGAAGAUCACCGACAGCUUAUAAAUGGCAAAGGGAGGAAGCUCAUAGGUACAUUUUCUGGAACAGAUUUGAGGGGUUGCCAUUUCUCUGCACUGCAGACAUGGUUGCCUCUAAGGGCUCAUGAGUUCACAGAGCUAGUGUCAACCAGCCCUCUAUUUGCAGCUCGGGAGGGCCUCUCACCAAAGCAACUCGUGACUUGCCACCCUGACUUGCCCCUCUCAGAAGUGAUCGACAAGGUUGUCUCUCAACAUGUCCACCGAGUUUGGGUGGUGGAUCAACAAGGUUUACUCGUCGGGCUCGUUUCUCUCAGCGAUAUAGUCAGAGUUAUGAGGGUUUCAAUGUUGUCAAAGAUCGACGUAAUGUAAUCUUAACACUCCUUGAUGAUCAGACAGCGUAAGCAUCUUAGAAUCUUGUUGUCCCUGUUUUAGUACUUUGGAAACUUGUGUUCAUUGUACAUAAUAAAUUAUGCUUUGCUAGAAGCCUAAUCCCAGAUUAUGAAACAUGCAGGUUAUAAUUA
Theobroma cacao (cacao) is the source of this 5025-nucleotide messenger RNA. RefSeq names its product topless-related protein 4. Lineage: Eukaryota; Viridiplantae; Streptophyta; Magnoliopsida; Malvales; Malvaceae. The record is from RefSeq and is a predicted model, not a curated record. Gene Ontology annotation, biological process: regulation of DNA-templated transcription. Gene Ontology annotation, molecular function: protein binding.